CUCCUGUUAUUAAUUCUUCCUGCCCUGAGUCCGUGUCUCGUGAGAGGCCAAACGACGAAUGCCACCUGUGUUUCCUCGUAUGGUUGGGCCAACAAUACUCUUGGACAGUCUCCUUGCUUGGUCGCGGCAUAUCUCCAGACUGCAUGCCUCAAUACAUCGUUCAUCGUUCCAGCACUGCCUGAGGGCACCCACUACACGGGUCCCAGCACUGCACAGGCCGAUCUGUGCAAAUGCAAUACCGUCACAUACUCACUCAUCAGUGCUUGUGCUGAUUGUCAAAAUCGCCAAUUCCUGAACUGGGGCAACUGGACGGCGAAUUGUGCAGUGGUUGCUAUAGGCUUAUUCCCAAAACCCGUUCCCGCUGGAACCGUCAUCCCGCAAUGGGCGUAUAUCACCAUCAACUCGGUACGGUUGCGCUUGACUUCUGAAAAAAUUGCGGAAGAAGGCUCGUCGACUGUUAGCUCAACAGCGUCAACUUCGCUCUCAACAGCUUCUACCCUGUCAUUGACUACUUCCUCGACACUGCCUAGCAAUGCUGCUGCAACAACAAGUACAUCUUCGAGCGGCUCCAACGCGGGAGCCAUCGCAGGAGGCGUGGUUGGCGGAAUUGUAUUUCUGAUGGGAACGUCACUUGUGAUGUUCUGGUUCUUCCUUCACCGUCGCCGGCAGGCACGUUCAGCUGCAAGA
Molecule: messenger RNA, 687 nt
Organism: Desarmillaria tabescens
Lineage: Eukaryota; Fungi; Basidiomycota; Agaricomycetes; Agaricales; Physalacriaceae
Exons: 5
Source: RefSeq, a predicted model, not a curated record